Daphnia magna is the source of this 1983-nucleotide messenger RNA. RefSeq names its product annexin B9. Lineage: Eukaryota; Metazoa; Arthropoda; Branchiopoda; Diplostraca; Daphniidae. Gene Ontology annotation, cellular component: cytoplasm. The coding region runs from base 857 to 1807 and encodes 316 amino acids. Gene Ontology annotation, molecular function: calcium-dependent phospholipid binding; calcium ion binding. The record is from RefSeq and is a predicted model, not a curated record. The transcript has 13 exons.
CCUGCUUCGAUCCAAGUUAGCCAUAAUGGGAUAAUGGUUUGAACGAUCCACUGGAUUUUUCGUCGUUUUCUACUGGAUCCACGUCGUUCAUUAAAUGACUGCAAAGAAGGCAGUGGUCGAGUUACUUGACCACUUGUGUAAGAUUUGCAGGAGCAAAAGGCAAAGUGAAAUUGGGACACGACAGGAUAACAAAUGGGGAUUUCAGUGGAUCAGGCGUGUGCCGAAUUUUCUCUGAAAGUAUUUAAACUUUCAGAUGUAUUUUAAACACCACAUGGGGAUCCUGGCUAGCCCUAGCUAUAGAAGCUAGUGAAAAACAGUUCAAUCUGACCUGGAGGUUGUUUGUCCUGCAUCUCAGAGGAAUUUUUUUUUAAACAGAAUCUUUCGCACGCUGAGUUUGUUUGCUGGGCACUAGAGGACAUGCAUGACAAUUUAGUGUUGUGCAAGGCAAAGUGUAAAAAUAUCGGACACUCUCGUUUCUCGUUACAUUGCACGCAAAACAACAUACAAGGUCCUCCUUUUUUGCCUCGAGGAUAUGGUUUUUCAACCAGAAGAAGAAAAAUAUGCUUCAAAACGCCUCUGGCGUAAAUUAUGGCUGUUUUCCCAUCAUCUGUUUCCGGUCGUCACCGUUCGUUUUUUCCCGUUUCGUGGGCGUGAAUGCAGUUGAGCAUGAAGUGAAACACAGGUAGAAAGUUUACACUACCGCUGCUAGUUGACACUUCACCAGUCGAUCGCCGGCAACGUUACAUUCUUCCCAGAAAGCGGCUUCUCUUGUUCUACAGCACCUGUUUGUUCUGCUAACUCAGUCACACUCAAGUAACUACACCACUUAUAGGACUCCCCAAGCCAUACCAACCAAAUGGAACCGAAUCUUCCUACCGUAUAUCCUGUUACAAUGUUCGAUGCCAAAGCCGACGCCGAUGCCCUUCAUAAAGCAAUUGCUGGUUUAGGCACUGACGAAGAAGCUCUCACGACCAUUCUUUGCCAUCGAAGCAGUGAUCAACGCGCAGCAAUCAAUCUAGCCUACAAGACAAGCUAUCGAAUGGAGUUGGAAUCUCAACUAAAAACCGAGUUGAGUGGCUCAUUUGGAGAUAUAAUUGUUGCCCUUUGCCUACCAAAGGCGGAAUUCAUGGCGCGGGAAAUGUACGAAGCAAUGAGUGGAAUAGGAACUAGCGAAGGGAGGCUGAUUGAGAUACUCGGCAACGGAACUAACCAGGAGACACGCGAAAUGAGUGCUGCCUACCAACGAUUGUACGGUCAUCCUGUGCAAGACGAUAUCAAAGGAGAUACUUCUGGUGACUUCGAAUCGCUGCUUCUUUCCCUGGUUCAGUGUCAAAGGGACGAGACGCAGAAGGCCGACGUGGCGCAAGCUAAAGCAGAUGCUCAACGUUUGUUUGAAGCCGGAGCGGCCAAACUGGGGACUGAUGAAAAGGUAUUUUAUUCUAUUCUAACAACUCGUAGCUGGGCUCAAUUACGUCAAACUAUUGCCGAGUAUGAGAGUAUGCAUGGCCAUUCUUUGGAAAGUGCUGUGACUAGCGAGUUCUCGGCUAACGCUCAACGGGGCAUUUUAGAACUACUGCAGUGUGCCGAAAAUCGACCUGGAUACCUUGCCGAGCGUUUACACAAGGCACUAAAAGGAUUAGGCACCAACGAUCGCAACCUUAUUCGUCUGAUCGUCAGCCGCUGCGACGUUGAUCUUGGCAACAUUAAAAGGGAGUACGAAAAAAAAUUCGACACAAGUCUUCAAGCGGAUGUUUCGGAUGAUACGUCUGGUGACUAUAAAAAGGCUCUUUUAACUCUUAUUGGCUGAGAACCGGAAAAAUAUUUGCCUUUGUUCACGGGAAACCGUUGUACUGCGUUAUCCAUUCGCUAUUUCAACGACGUUCUACCUUACGUCAUCUAUUUAAUCAACUGUCCAUCCAGGAUUUUUCUAUCUAUCAUUUAUUGACUUAAUAGAAGAAAAUAGAAAACAAUUGAACCAAUUAA